GAGUUAAAUUAUAAUUUUAACAAUGGGUAACCACCAUCUACAAUUUCACAAUAAUUAAUAACUCUCGGAUAAAGCUAUCAGAAUUUUGAUUGGUGGAUAUCAUACAACUACAGAUUACAGCCGCAGCAUGACUCUGACUUUCCAUCUCUCCGUCUACCAUCCCACGUGGCAGUUAGCUUCACCAAGAGAAUUCUCAAUCACAGAGAGAUCAUCAGCUGAUAGCGCUGAGAACCUUUACUGAAACUCUGUAUCACUCUGAUCCCAAUGGCGGUCACUUCACCAUUUUCAGCUUCGGUUUAUCUUCGAGGACACCAAUCCAACUCACACCACUUCCUCUCCUCUAAAUCUCCCUUUGCUCCAGUAGUUCCAGCCAGAAAAUCACUCACAGUCCUUGCUAUGGCACCCAAAAAGAAGGUGAACAAGUACGAUGAUAAUUGGAAGAAAGAGUGGUUUGGACAAGGGAUAUUCUACGAAGGGUCAGAGGAAGUGGAAGUGGACGUGUUCAAGAAGCUGGAGAAGCGAAAAGUGCUGAGCAACGUUGAGAAGGCUGGCUUGCUAUCCAAGGCUGAGGAACUGGGAUUUACUCUCUCAUCCAUAGAGAAGUUGGGUGUUUUCUCCAAGGCUGAGGAGCUUGGGUUGCUCAGCUUGCUAGAGAAGGUUGCGAGCUUCUCUCCCUCGGCUCUAGCCUCGGCGGCGCUGCCAACAUUUGUGGCGGCGGUGGCGGCCAUCGUGUUGAUUCCGGAUGACUCGGUGGGGCUGGUGGCGGUGCAGGCUGUGUUGGCCGGGGCUCUUGGGGUUGGGGCUACAGGCAUGAUUGUUGGGUCUGUUGUAUUGGAUAGCUUACAAGAAGCUGAUUGAUUUUUUUUUGUUGGGGGCUUCUUUUUGUUUACUUGUUUGUAUUUUAAUUUUUAAAAGAGGGAAAAUAAUUUGGCAUUAAUCAAUAAGAGAAAUGUAUAAAUUAUGAUUUCCUUGUAUCUUCUGAGAUUUGCUAACUUUGGGGACGCAGAGAUGCACUAUAUUAGUGAAUAAAAGAUUAGAUAUAUGUAAGUAAUUAUCUUCUAA
Messenger RNA from Quercus lobata, 1062 nucleotides. Its product is annotated as transmembrane protein, putative (DUF1118). The record is from RefSeq and is a predicted model, not a curated record. Lineage: Eukaryota; Viridiplantae; Streptophyta; Magnoliopsida; Fagales; Fagaceae. The coding region runs from base 265 to 858 and encodes 197 amino acids. The transcript is spliced from 2 exons.